UUGUCAUCAAAUCUUCAUAGCUGACAAAAUUCCAAUCUUCUUUACAGAGAAAAUCCCCAAACCUUUAUCUGUCAUGGAGGUGGAAAACAGAGAAGUAGUUCUGAUAACUGGCUGCUCAAAUGGCGGAAUAGGGCAUGAGCUAGCUCGAGCUUUUGCUGCUAAGAAUUGCCUGGUUGUAGCUACAGCUCGAUCCCUUACAUCCAUGUCCGAUUUCCAAAAUGACCCACGAUUCUUUCUUCAAGAACUUGAUGUUUUAUCUGAACAAAAUAUGGCCAAUGUACUCACAAAAGUUCUUGACAAAUUUGGGCGAAUUGAUGUUCUUGUUAAUAACGCUGGUGUACAGUGUGUUGGGCCUCUUGCUGAACUCCCUUUAUCUUCUAUUCAACAUACCUUCAAUACCAAUGUUUUUGGUCCCAUAAGGUUAAUUCAAUCUGUUGUCCCGCACAUGGCAUCCAGGAAACAGGGGAAAAUUGUCAAUGUUGGAAGUUGUAGUGCUUUGUCUCCAGGUCCAUGGGCAGGUGCUUAUAGUUCAUCCAAAGCUGCUGUACAUUCAUUUACUGAUACCUUGAGACUGGAACUUAGGCCAUUUGGCAUUGAUGUCAUCUCUGUUGUCCCUGGAGCUGUGACAUCCCACAUUGGAGACACUGCCAUUGCCAAUUACACUCAAAUGCCAGAGUGGAAGUUGUACAAGAAUUUUGAAGAAUCAAUCCGGGCACGAGCACAGUUCUCACAAGGCCCAAAUUCAACUCCUGCAGAAGAAUUUGCAAAGAGGACCGUGAACGCGGUGCUGAAGAAGAAACCUCCAGCUUGGUUUUCUAUUGGCCAUUUGUCUACUGUUACUGCAAUCAUGUACCAUCUUCCAAUUUUUAUCAGAGACUUCAUUGUCAGGAAAGGAAUGAAGUGUUGAUACUGCAUUCUUAGAUUUGUAUC
Molecule: messenger RNA, 930 nt
Organism: Solanum verrucosum
Lineage: Eukaryota; Viridiplantae; Streptophyta; Magnoliopsida; Solanales; Solanaceae
Product: short-chain dehydrogenase ptmH-like
Exons: 3
Coding region: 74-907 (277 amino acids)
Cellular component (GO): endoplasmic reticulum
Molecular function (GO): oxidoreductase activity
Source: RefSeq, a predicted model, not a curated record